Larimichthys crocea (large yellow croaker) is the source of this 2850-nucleotide messenger RNA. RefSeq names its product VPS16 core subunit of CORVET and HOPS complexes (gene vps16). Gene Ontology annotation, biological process: vacuole fusion, non-autophagic; intracellular protein transport; endosomal transport. The record is from RefSeq and is a predicted model, not a curated record. Lineage: Eukaryota; Metazoa; Chordata; Actinopteri; Sciaenidae. Gene Ontology annotation, molecular function: actin binding. Bases 150 to 2654 code for a protein of 834 amino acids. Gene Ontology annotation, cellular component: cytoplasm; endosome; HOPS complex. The transcript is spliced from 24 exons.
UGACGUCUGCAGAAGACGGAACCAUAGAAGAAGAAGCUGCAGCUGUUGACGGAGCGAUCAGCUGACUGAUCCAAGCUCACCGUGACUCUUCAUCUUCAUCUUCAUCUUCAUCUUCAUCAGACGCUGAUCGCUCUCCACAGGGGGACACCAUGGCCUUCAUCACAGCCACCUGGAACCCGCUGGGAGAAGCUUUUUACCGGAAGUCCGAGCUGUAUGAAAUGUGUUGGAGUAUCAGAGAUGGACUCAGAGACAGUUUGGUGGCUGCAGCUCCGUAUGGAGGACCGAUAGCUCUCCUCAGAGAACCUCACAGACGUUCUCCCAGUACUCGUCCUCAGUUGGAGAUUUAUUCUGCGUCUGGAGUCUCCAUCACCAGCUUCCCUUGGAAGAGUGGUCCUGUGGUCCAGUUGGGUUGGACAGUCAGUGAUGAGCUGUUGUGUGUUCAGGAGGAUGGCUCGGUUCUGAUCUACGAUCUGUUCGGAUCCUUUAAGAGACACUUCAGCAUGGGCCAGGAAGUGGUCCAGAACCAGGUUCUUGAAGCCAAAGUGUUUCACUCUCCAUAUGGAACAGGUGUUGCUAUAGUAACUGGCUCCUUCCGCUUCACCUUAGCAACCAACAUCGACGACCUGAAGCUCCGGCGGUUACCUGAAGUCCCAGGUCUGCAGGGGAAGCCGCCCUGCUGGGUUGUCCUCACUCAGGACAGACAGACCAAAGUCCUCCUGUCCACCGGACCUGAACUCUACAUCCUGGACAACACGUCCUGCACUGCUGUGUGUCCUCCAGGUCUCAGUCCUCAGGCUGGCAGUGUUGUCCACAUGUCCGUGUCUUUCAGCUAUAAGUACCUGGCUCUCUUUACUGACACUGGACACCUUUGGACAGGCUCCUCCCACCUCCAGGAGAAACUGAGUGAAGUCGACACCAAGAAGUCAACGCCUCCCAAACAGAUGGUCUGGUGUCGCAGACCGAAGAGUCAGCAGCCGUCUGUGGUGCUGAUGUGGGACAAACUGCUUAUGGUGGCUGGAGUCUGUAAUGACACCAUCCAGUUCCCCAUCGAGGAUCCGUGUGUUUUGGUUGGAGAGCUCGAUGGAGUUCGUAUCAUCAGCUCGACCAAUCAGGAGCUGCUUCAGGAAGUUCCUCUGGUCUGUCAGGACAUCUUCAAGAUCGCCUCCAUGGCUCCUGGAGCUCUGCUGCUGGAGGCCCACAGAGAGUACGAGAAGUCGAGUCAAAAGGCAGAUGAGUACCUGAGGGAGAUCAAGGAGCAAAGCAUGCUGGGAGAAGCAGUCAGACAGUGUGUGGAGGCAGCGGGACACGAAUAUGACACCAACACCCAGAAAUCCCUGCUGAGGGCGGCGUCGUUUGGGAAGUGUUUCCUGACGGACUUCAGUCCCGACCCGUUCGUGUCGACCUGCAGAGAACUCAGAGUUCUGAACGCGGUCAGAGAGAGCAGCGUGGGGCUGCCACUGACACACACUCAAUUCAAACAGAUGACUCUACAGGUGCUGAUCGACAGGUUGGUGUAUCGACAGUUUUAUCCGUUAGCGAUAGAAAUCUGUCGUUACCUGAAGAUUCCAGAUUAUCAGGGAGUCAGCAGAGUCCUCAAACACUGGGCUUCAUGCAAGGUGCAGCAGAAGGACCUAUCAGAUGAAGCCAUAGCCCGAGCUGUGUGUGUGAAGGUGGGAGACUCACCUGGUGUGUCGUACUCGCACAUUGCAGCUAAAGCGUAUGAAUGUGGACGCACUGAGCUCGCCAUCAAGCUGUUGGACUUCGAGGCCCGGUCUGGAGAACAGGUUCCUCUGCUGUUGAAGAUGAAGAGGAGUCAGCUGGCACUCAGUAAAGCUGUGGAGAGUGGAGACACUGACCUAGUUUACACUGUGGUGACUUACCUGAAGAACGAGAUGAACAGAGGAGAUUUCUUCAUGACGCUGAGGAACCAGCCUGUGGCACUGAGCCUUUACAGACAGUUCUGUAAACUGCAGGAACAGGAAACUCUGAAGGAUCUUUAUAACCAGGAUGACGAUCACCAAGAGCUCGCCAACUACUAUGUGACUGCGAGUUACAGAGAAAAGAGGUUAGAGAGCCGUCUGUCUCUCCUGCAGAGUGCAGUAGAUGAAUACAACAAGGCGAAGAAUGAGUUUGCUGCAAAGGCCACAGAGGACGAGAUGCGUCUGCUUCGUUUCCAACGGAAACUGGAUGACGAGAAAGGCGCAGGGCUACUGGGACUGUCCCUACAGGCCACCAUGGAGGCUCUGCUGGCGUUAGGACUCCACAAACAAGCAGAACAGCUUUACAGAGACUUCAGAGUUCCAGACAAAAGGUAUUGGUGGUUGAAGCUGAAGUCUCUGGCAGAAAAGGAGGAGUGGGAGGAGCUAGAGAAGUUUUCAAAGAGCAAGAAGUCUCCUAUUGGCUACCUGGCAUUUGUUGAAGUUUGCAUGAAGUGUAACAACAAGUAUGAAGCCAAGAAAUACGUUUCCAAGGUGACGCCUGAGCAGAAGGUCAAAGCUCACCUGGCCAUCAGUGAUCUCGAGGGUGCGGCUGACGCCGCCAUCGAGCGCAAGAACGAAUCAGAGAUGGGCGUGGUCCUGUCCAGGUGCUCCGUCUCCGAUCGCUUGUUGAUUGACAGGUUGAACCGAGCCAGAGCGUCCGCUGCCAAAAAGUGAUCUUCCAUUCAGAGUGCAUGUACAUAGACGGCAGAACGUCUGCUGCCACAAAACGACCCUCACUUUACUCAGAUCUCAGAGCAGGUGUUACCAUGGCGACCACAGUCCACAUGCUUUGAUGUAAAUGGUGAUUGAUCAGCUGAUUUUCUUCUUCUGUGUUUAUGUGAAUAAAAAAGAACCGAAAUGAAGAAAUUAA